Molecule: messenger RNA, 2526 nt
Organism: Parnassius mnemosyne (clouded apollo)
Lineage: Eukaryota; Metazoa; Arthropoda; Insecta; Lepidoptera; Papilionidae
Source: the annotation of a GenBank genome assembly
AUGCCUAUGCUGGAUGGAAAAGAGAUUGAAAUAUUUUUUAGUGAGGAAGAUUUACCAUAUGAAGAGGAAAUAUUAAGAAAUCCCUACUCUGUUAAACAUUGGCUUAGAUACAUUGAGCACAAAAAAGGCGCACCUAAACAUGAAAUAAAUAUGAUAUAUGAAAGAGCUUUAAAAGAACUCCCAGGCUCAUUUAAAUUGUGGUACAAUUACCUAAAAUUAAGGCGAACUCAGAUAAGAGGUCGCUGUAUUACAGAUCCAUGUUAUAUAGAUGUAAAUAACUGUUUUGAAAGAUCAUUAGUAUUUAUGCAUAAAAUGCCAAGGAUCUGGAUGGACUACUGCACUUUUUUAACAGAUCAGUGCAAGGUAACAACCACUAGAAAAGCCUUUGACAGUGCUUUAAGAGCUCUACCAAUUACACAACAUCACAGGAUUUGGCCACUUUACUUAAUUUUUUUGAAAAAGCAUGACAUUCCUGAAACUGCUGUUCGGGUAUUUAGAAGAUAUUUAAAACUAUGUCCUGAAGAUACUGAAGAAUAUAUAGAUUACCUAAUUUCAAUAAAUAAGUUAGAUGAAGCAGCAGUAAAGUUAGCCCAAAUUGUUAAUAAUGAAAACUUCCAAUCAAAACAUGGGAAAUCAAAUCAUCAGUUGUGGAAUGAAUUGUGUGAACUUAUAUCUAAAAAUCCCGAUAAAAUUCAUUCCCUUAAUGUGGAUGCAAUAAUUAGAGGUGGCCUUAGACGAUAUACUGAUCAAUUAGGGCAUUUAUGGAACUCACUUGCUGAUUAUUAUGUCAGAAGUGGCCUUUUUGAAAGAGCUAGAGAUAUUUAUGAAGAAGCUAUACAGACUGUAACUACUGUGAGGGAUUUUACUCAAGUUUUUGAUGCAUAUGCACAGUUUGAAGAACUUAGUUUAAGUAAAAAGAUGGAGGAGGUUGCAAAGAAAGCAAAUCCAACUGAAGAUGAUGAUAUUGAUUUAGAAUUAAGAUUAGCAAGAUUUGAGUACUUGAUGGAGAGAAGACUUUUACUACUUAACUCGGUCCUUCUCAGACAAAAUCCGCACAAUGUUGCUGAAUGGCACAAGAGAGUUAAACUGUAUGAAGGAAAACCUCAUGAGAUUAUUGACACUUAUACAGAAGCUGUUCAAACUGUAGAUCCAAAAUUAGCAGUAGGUAAACUUUACACAUUGUGGGUCGGAUUUGCUAAAUUUUAUGAGAGCAAUGAUCAAAUAGAGGAUGCAAGAUUGAUCUUUGAGAAAGCAACUCAAGUGAAUUAUGCAAAAGUAGAUGACUUGGCAUCAGUUUGGUGCGAGUGGGCGGAAAUGGAAAUAAAACAUGAGAAUUAUGAAGAAGCUCUGAAGCUUAUGCAAAAAGCCACAGUUUUACCAAGUCGAAAGGUGGCUUAUCAUGAUGACAAUGAGACUGUUCAAAUGAGGUUAUACAAAUCCUUAAAAGUUUGGUCUAUGUAUGCAGAUCUUGAGGAAAGCUUUGGUACUUACAAAUCAUGUAAAGCUGUGUAUGAUCAUAUUAUAGAUUUAAAAAUUGCCACUCCACAAAUAAUAAUCAAUUACGGUCUGUUCUUAGAAGAACACAACUACUUUGAAGAAGCCUUUAGAGCAUAUGAAAAGGGCAUUGCACUUUUUAAAUGGCCUAAUGUGUAUGAUAUUUGGAACACAUACUUAACCAAGUUUUUAAAGAGAUAUGGUGGAUCUAAACUAGAACGAGCCAGAGAUUUAUUUGAGCAAUGUUUAGAACAUUGUCCACCUGAAUUUGCUAAAGCAAUUUUUCUUUUGUAUGCUAAAUUAGAAGAAGAGCAUGGAUUAGCUAGACAUGCAAUGGCAGUAUAUGAGCGUGCCACUACAGCAGUUCUCCCUGAACAAAUGUUUGAAAUGUUCAAUAUUUAUAUAAAGAAAGCUGCUGAAAUAUAUGGAGUUCCUAAGACUCGCCAAAUAUAUGAAAAAGCCAUUGAAACUCUUCCAGAAGAGAAAGCUAGAGAAAUGUGUAUACGUUUUGCAGAGAUGGAAACUCGUUUAGGUGAAAUAGACAGGGCAAGAGCCAUAUAUUCACAUUGCAGUCAAAUGUGUGAUCCAAGAAUAACAUCUGAGUUUUGGAAUACUUGGAAGGAGUUUGAAGUAAGACAUGGCAAUGAAGACACCAUGCGGGAGAUGCUUAGAAUUAAGAGAAGUGUUCAAGCAACAUAUAAUACCCAAGUGAAUAUGAUGUCUGCUCAAAUGUUAAGUUCAGCUGCACAAGCAGCGGGCACUGUUUCUGAUCUAGCUCCAGGUAUUAAAGAUGGUAUGCGAAUGUUAGAAGCGAAAGCUGCUGAAAUGGCUGUUCAAAGCAAAGGUAACAUUUUGUUUGUACGAGGUGAAACACAAGGUGUCAAGGAAGGUGGAGAUAAAGUGCUUAAUCCAGAUGAAAUUAACAUUGAUGAAGAAUCAGGAGAUAGUGGUGAUGAAGAAGUUGCGCCAAUCCAAAAAAAGGAAAUACCUGCUGCUGUCUUUGGUGGACUUGUGCCAGGGAAGGAACAAUAG